This is a messenger RNA of Megalops cyprinoides (Indo-Pacific tarpon), 3745 nucleotides long. It is a transcript of the gene pik3cd, whose product is annotated as phosphatidylinositol-4,5-bisphosphate 3-kinase, catalytic subunit delta. Gene Ontology annotation, molecular function: 1-phosphatidylinositol-3-kinase activity; 1-phosphatidylinositol-4-phosphate 3-kinase activity. The coding region runs from base 277 to 3390 and encodes 1037 amino acids. NCBI's taxonomy places the organism in Eukaryota, Metazoa, Chordata, Actinopteri, Elopiformes, Megalopidae. Gene Ontology annotation, biological process: phosphatidylinositol-3-phosphate biosynthetic process; cell migration; phosphatidylinositol-mediated signaling. Gene Ontology annotation, cellular component: plasma membrane; phosphatidylinositol 3-kinase complex; cytoplasm. The record is from RefSeq and is a predicted model, not a curated record. The transcript is spliced from 23 exons.
CUGACCAGAAACGAAACGUCGCCCGAGUCAAGUUCCUUCUGUCACGUACUUGGCUUUAGAAUCGAACAAUCUGCAGUAAUUCCUCUGUUAUCGAAGGAGCGGGGAAUCAUCUUUCCCUGACAUACAGUCGGGUGUCUCGUCUUGAGUUUAUUACUGAAUGCUAAGCAACGGAACUACAUGCUGUAUAGCGAUGGACAGCCAGCUAAAUGGACCGUAAGGCUUGCGAAUCAUCUUGAGCCAAGCAGCUGAGCCGGCGGUAGAUGAGUGGCUGUCACCAUGCCCCCCGGGGUCCACGCCAUGGCGGAUAGCUGGGAGGAAGAGGGCCAGCAGGUGGAGUUGGACUUCCUGUUGCCCACCGGGAUCUACCUGCACUUCCCCGUGUCACGCAACGACACGAUCGGAGCCAUAAAAAAGACGGUGUGGAGGAACGCGAAAAGCGAGCCCCUCUUCAGCUUGCUGGGCGACCCGGACGCCUAUGUGUUCACCUGCAUCAACGAGACGGCAGAGCAGGAGGAGCUGGAGGAUGAGCAACGGCGGCUGAGCGACGUGCGGCCCUUCCUGGCCUUCCUGCGGCUGGUGGCCCGCGAGGGCGACCGCGUGGAGAAGCUCAUCAACUCCCAGAUCAGCCUGCUCAUCGGGAAAGGCCUGCACGAGUUCGAUUCGCUGAAGAACCACGAGGUGGACGAGUUCCGCACCAAGAUGCGGACGUUCUGCGAGGAGCGGGCGCUGGACCGGCAGAAACUGCUCUGGCAGAAGUGGAUGGAGUAUAGCUUCCCCUGCGACCUGGAGCCCUGUGCCCGGCCGGCCCGCGGGGCCAGGAAAAUCAUCGUCAACGUCAAGUUCGAGGCCAGCGACGAGAGCUUCAUGCUCCAGCUGGAACCUCAGGAACAGCCAGUGGCGCUGAUGCGGAGCGCCCUGAAGAAGAAGGCCACUGUCUUUCGGCCGACAAAGCUGGAGAAGCCCGAGGACUACACCCUGCAGGUCAACGGCAGAUGGGAGUUCAUCUAUGGGAGGUACCCCCUGUGCCAGUUCAAGUAUAUCUUCUCCUGCAUACACAGCGGCCAGACUCCCCACCUGACCAUGGUGCACCACACCACCAUCACCAAGUACCAGGAGGAGCAGGGGGGCCUCAACAGCCAAGUGUGCAAGUCCCGAUCCUCAUCGAAGCCUCCCCCAUUGCCCCUCAAGAAGCAAACCACAUCCUCCCUCUGGUCCAUCCAGGAGUCCUUCACCAUCCACCUGGUGCAGGGCAGCCGGGUGAACGCCGAUGAGGGCAUGAAGCUGGUGGUCACAGCGGGCCUCUUCCACGGCAGCGAGCUGCUCUGCAAGAUGGUGACCAGCAGCGAGGUGAGCGUGUGCUCGGAGCCAGUCUGGGACCAGAAGCUGGAGUUUGAAAUCAACGUGAGCGACCUGCCCCGCAUGACACGCCUCUGCUUCGCCCUCUAUGCCGUUAUUGAGAAGAGCAAGAAGCCCCGCUCCACCAAAAAGAAGAACAAGAAGGCUGAUUGCCCUCUGUCCUGGGUGAACACCAUGGUGUUCGACUACAAGGACCAGCUGAAGACGGGGGAGUUCUCCUUGUCCACUUGGCCGUCCGUCCCAGAUGAUAAAGGCGACCUGCUGAACCCCAUGGGCACCGUGGAGAUCAACCCCAACACGGACAGCACGGCAGGCCUGCUCAUCCGCUUCCCCAACGUACGGCCCCAUCCUAUCUACUACCCCCCGCUCGACAAGAUUUAUGAGUUGGGAAUCAAUGGGAGGAAGAUAGUGGCCACUAAAGAGGAGCACAUGAAGCUGAGUGAGAUUGUGGAGAACAAGAACUACACGGAGUUCUUCGAGGACGACAAGGAGGUGCUGUGGAAGCUUCGCUACGAGCUGCGGGACAAGUACCCCGAGAGCCUGUCCAAGCUGCUGCUCGUCACCAAGUGGAACAAGCACGAGGAUGUGGCGCAGAUGGUGUCUCUGCUGAGGACGUGGCCCGACCUGCCGGCCCUGCAUGCCCUGGAGCUGCUGGACUACAGCUUCCCCGACCGCUGCGUCCGCUCCUUCACCAUCAGGUGUCUGAGGAAGCUCAGUGAUCGUGAACUGUUCCAGUACUUGCUACAGCUUGUCCAGGUUCUGAAAUAUGAGUCUUACUUGGAUUGCGACUUGACAAACUUUCUUCUGGAAAGGGCCCUCUCCAACAAGAAGAUCGGGCAUUUCUUGUUUUGGCAUCUCAGGUCCGAAAUGCACGUGGCCUCUGUCAGCCUGCGCUUCGGCCUCAUUCUGGAGGCCUACUGCCGGGGGAGCACCAAUCACAUGAAGAGCUUAAUGAAGCAGAACGAGGCGCUGAACAAGAUGAAGUCCCUGAACGACUUUGUAAAGUCGGGCUCCCAGAAGAGCUCUCGCGCCCAGACCACGGGGGACAUGAAGGUGUGCAUGAGACAGGAGGCGUACCAGGAGGCACUUUCCGACCUGCUGUCCCCGCUCAACCCCAGCCUGAUCCUCUGCAAAAUCUGUCCGGACAGGUGCAAGUACAUGGACUCAAAGAUGAAGCCCCUCUGGCUGGUGUAUAAGAACGACAGGGUGCAGGGGGACCCUGUGGGGAUCAUCUUCAAAAACGGAGACGAUCUUCGACAGGACAUGUUGACGCUCCAGAUGAUACAGCUGAUGGAGGUUCUGUGGAAGAAAGAGGGGCUAGACCUAAGAAUGAUUCCUUACGGCUGCCUCUCCACCGGGAACAAGACGGGCCUCAUCGAGGUGGUGAAGAACUCGGACACUAUCGCCAACAUCCAGCGCAACAACAGCAACAGCGCCGCCACCGCCGCCUUCAACAAGGACGCCCUGCUCAACUGGCUCAAGUCAAAGAACCCGGGGGACAAACUGGACCAGGCAAUCGAGGAGUUCACUCUGUCCUGCGCUGGCUACUGUGUAGCCACUUACGUCCUGGGGAUCGGAGACCGGCACAGCGACAACAUCAUGGUCAGGGAGACGGGCCAGCUAUUCCACAUUGAUUUCGGGCACUUUCUGGGCAACUUCAAGAGCAAGUUUGGGAUCAACAGGGAGCGUGUGCCGUUCAUCUUGACGUAUGACUUUGUCCACGUCAUCCAGCAGGGAAGGACCAACAACAAUGAGAAGUUUGAAAGGUUUCGAGAGUACUGUGAGCAGGCCUAUAAAAUUCUUUGUCGGAACGGGACCCUGUUUGUGAACUUGUUCGCCCUCAUGAGGGCUGCAGGACUCCCUGAGCUCAGCUCCUCCAAGGACAUUCAGUACCUGAAGGACUCUUUGGCUCUGGGUAAAUCGGAGGAAGAGGCCCUGAAGAACUUCAAAGUGAAAUUUAACGAGGCGCUACGAGAGAGCUGGAAGACGAAGGUGAACUGGAUGGUUCACAGUGUUGCCAAAGACAACCGGUGAAGGACUUUCAGAGGGCACUCCCGGAGGAGGGCGGGUUCUGGACACCGCCCUCGAGGACUCGCAUUAGGAGAUGGACUCACGCCACUAGAGGGGGCAGGAACAGAGAUCCACAGCAUUGCCCUCUUCCUUUUUGUUUGUUGUGCUCUCUCAUUAACCACUUUAACAAUGUUUAGGAAUGUUUACAUUGGCAAUAUGAUGUUGGUGGAGUUGGCACCUUUCACCAGGAGAGGCGAAACGGAUGUGAAGUGACCAAAGUUUCAGCUGAGUAAGACUGGGGUAUUGGCAAUACUCUGUGGACUUAAAGAAAAAACACGUGUGGUGUUUGAUAUUGUUUACAUCCGUUAAGGAUGAAGUC